This is a messenger RNA of Fomitopsis serialis, 2085 nucleotides long. RefSeq lists its product as uncharacterized. The coding region runs from base 277 to 2001 and encodes 574 amino acids. Gene Ontology annotation, molecular function: metal ion binding. The record is from RefSeq and is a predicted model, not a curated record. The transcript has 11 exons. NCBI's taxonomy places the organism in Eukaryota, Fungi, Basidiomycota, Agaricomycetes, Polyporales, Fomitopsidaceae.
UUUACACUGAAAGCGCGAGAUUCAAUCGCGAUGACGAGAGCGGGGAGUACAAGGUGACUGACUGUACAUGACAAGGUCUACUGGGUAAGGCAACUCUUACUGCCAACAAAAAAUGAACAAUAUAUGAUAGAAGAGGUUGGCACCGCAGCGUCUGAGUGUCGUACCACUUGCCGUCAGACUCCUCCAUGAGGUCCUUGAAUCGUCAUUCCUGACUCUGCCAAGACUAAGUUGCUAUCCGUGAUAGUAGCGACCAAACUCAUUCAAAAGCACGAUGCUAUGAUAUCGGUGCUAUGCUUGCUCAUCUUACGGUUGACCUCUAGCAUGUCCGCCACUACCUGCGCCAGCGGUGACUCGGACAAACGCAAGGUCGACUCACUGGCAUUAUCUGGUUAUGUCUGCUCCAUGUGUGCCGAACGUUUCAGCGAUGCGCGUAUCUUUGCGUCUCAUGUCAUCGCCGCGCACUCCAAGCAAACUUGCGUGUUCUGUAGUGAAGGAUACUUCCAGCACGAGUACCAGCAACAUUUGAUGGAUUCCACGCUGCACCCCAAGUGUUCUCAGUGUAGGGUUGGGUUUGAGGAUCCUGAACGAUUUGACCAGCAUCUCUGGUCGUGCCAUCCGGAAGGAGGAUGCAAGAUAUGCAAGGUACACUGUCGUACUGCCACCAACCUCCAGCAGCACUAUGUCGACUCGCCUUUCCAUCCCGUCUGCAACCAUUGUGGCUCUGGCUUCGUUGACAGCCAGGUGUUAUCUCAGCACGUAGAUCACGUUCAUCUCUACGAUCAAGCGUCGUAUUUCCAGCGAGGCAGGCCUGUCCUCCUCAAGGACGACGGUCCUCGCAGUGGCCAUAUUGACACUCCUUCGGCAGUCGGCUCACUUUCACCUCAGACAACCCACUCGGCGCACUCCUGGGUGCUGGCUGAGUCGCGAUCUGAGUCUAUCAACACAAGCGUCUCACCGGCGUUGAUGGUCCCGCCGAGUGGACGUGAACUCAACUCACCGGAACAGUUGUCCGCGUUUUCAUCCUAUUCCGUCAGAUCUGCUCCGUCACCACCUCCGCGGGGCAGCACUUUGACCCCAAUAACGGAGGCAUCUUCAAUCGCCUCGAGGCCGUGCACUCCAUCUCCGUACGAGCUGUCUAACCACGCACCAUGGCCCGCAGCUCCGACAGUCGCUCAAUCAGGACAACCGUCGACGCCGGCAAGCUCUCUGCGAUGUUCUGAAUCCCCUUUUUCAAUGUCACCUAUUCUCAGGGCGACAUCUCCGUCAGGGCCCCUUCAGUGCGGAGCACUUGCAGCAGCUCCUGCACUGCUUCCAUCUAAUUCGGGCGCAUCGCCACUGUCUUCGUCUUCUAUGAAGUCCGCAGAUUCAUUGACGAGCGGACCUCCGCCUCGGACCCCCACCAGUUGGAUAAUGCCUGCAUCUAUGCCGGUAGAUGAACAAGAGAAGCCCGAUAUACAUAGCAGGUCCGGGAGAACGACGUCGUCAAUGUAUUCCCAGCAAGAAGGUGUGCGUACCGUUAGGUCUCCGAGAAUAGGUACAGACACGGAGACGGUCAGUAGCAUCUCGGAAUCGCUUCCAUCGUCAGCAAGCGUCCAUUCUCUUGCUCCUUCGUACAUUCUUGAAGGUGGCAACGAAGCGCCCCUCGCCGGCGUGGCACGACCCACUCUCGCACCCAGUGACAUAACGCAGCGCGUAUACGAUCAACCCACCGAACCGCCCUCGCAUGUCCGACACUCGGGUCCUUCGCAGCACCUCGAGUCGCCCUUCUCGAGCCGGCCCGGGGGACAUGACCGAGAGGUUCCUACCUCCUCCUUGCCACCGAUCGCUCCACAGAAACUAGGGUCACUGCAUUGCAGAUUAUGCAUGCAGGAUCCUUGUGACAAGCCGACUGCGACGUUGUGCGGACACAUCUUCUGUAUGAAGUGCAUCAGUCAAACAAUCGUGCAAGAUUCUCAAUGCCCUGUUUGCAAGAGGGCGAUAUUGAUUCCUCUCGACGUUUAGCCCGCCCUGCCGAGCGUGUGGGAAGUACCAGCCGGUACCAAACCAACAAGCUCGGAUUGGCAACAGAACUUCUUGUCCUGUCCC